This is a messenger RNA of Colias croceus (clouded yellow), 1537 nucleotides long. Its product is annotated as eukaryotic translation initiation factor 4E1-like. The transcript is spliced from 5 exons. The record is from RefSeq and is a predicted model, not a curated record. Bases 77 to 709 code for a protein of 210 amino acids. Lineage: Eukaryota; Metazoa; Arthropoda; Insecta; Lepidoptera; Pieridae. Gene Ontology annotation, molecular function: translation initiation factor activity; RNA 7-methylguanosine cap binding. Gene Ontology annotation, biological process: translational initiation. Gene Ontology annotation, cellular component: cytoplasm; eukaryotic translation initiation factor 4F complex.
GAAUGGUUUAACUUGCAACACAGACCGGGUUUCUGUCUUUUUGCAAAAAACUGAGGUCGUAAAGAAUUUCUGUGACAUGGCUGGAAAUACUGCUGAAGAAGUGGAGGGAUCAGCGGGUACUGAGACCAAAAAUGUCAACAAUGCAGAGGUUCCCCCGGAGUUCCUGAUCAAGCAUCCAUUGCAAAACACGUGGAGCCUUUGGUUUUACGAUAACGACAGAACAAAAACAUGGGAAGAAAACCAGAUUGAAUUAACUACUUUUGACACAGUUGAAGAUUUCUGGAGGCUCUACCAUCACAUUAAAGCGCCAUCUGAGAUCAGACAAGGCCAUGACUAUGCCGUGUUCAAGAAGGGGAUUCGCCCCAUGUGGGAAGAUGAUGCUAACAAAAUGGGCGGCCGGUGGCUUAUCAGUCUUGAGAAGAGACAGCGCAACUCCGACCUUGACCGAUUUUGGUUAGAUGUUGUAUUGCUACUAAUUGGUGAGAAUUUUGAGCAUCCUGAAGAAAUCUGUGGUGCUGUUGUGAAUGUAAGAGCAAAAUUAGAUAAAAUUGCUGUCUGGACCGCCGAUACAACAAAACAACAUGCCGUUAUAGAUAUCGGAAGGAAACUAAAGGAGCAGCUCGGUAUUCACGGCAAAAUCGGCUUCCAAGUACACAGGGACACGAUGGUCAAACACUCCUCAUCAACCAAGAACCUUUACACAGUCUAGCAUCCGAUACUUUUCCAUAACCCAGCGUUGGUCAAUCACUCCCUCGGUAUGCAGAACAGUUACAUAGUGUAUGUAGAAAGGAACGGGGUAAUCGUACCAAUGCUGUGUUGGAAAUAAAACAUUUCUCAACAGAAGUAGUAUUUACGUUAAAGUUUCACGUUUCUCAUUAAGAGAGUUUAUUUGAUGGCUCGCCGUCAGAGUGAGUGAAGGCUGAUGUUUGUACUAAACUGUUUGGUGUGGUUGUUGUCAAAGUUUACGCUGGUAUUUAUCAAUGUUUAGGGAUAAAGUUUAACCUAAGGUGUUAAAAGUACAUGAAUUCACCUAUUAGAUAAAGAUUAUCAAUAAUAGUUAAUUUUUUGGUUUAUAAAGGAUUUUCGUAUUGAAAAUAUUCAGGUAGCUGUCGGUUGUAUGAUAAUUGAAAGUAUAGGUCAGUCAUGCAAUAUGAAACAUGUUUUUAUCGCGUGACUAACGAAUAUGCGUUAUUGAUGUGUUUGUGCAAAUUUUUGUAAUACCUAAGGCUUUGAUAAAAAGAUUGUGUAACUGCAAUAGAAGUAAAUAUUGUCUUUAUAAUAACAUUGUCUAAUACCGGAGUGACUGCAUAAUAGAUAUAAGUUUGUAUUUACUCAUUAAGGGCUAACGCCAAAUUAGCAUGUUGCAAGAAAAUUUUCAAUAUUUAUACGAUUAAUGUACACUAAGUUUCAUUGCACGCACUCGCCAUUUUGUUAUUAACUCUUGGUACUAAGGAAUCUGUCGCCCUGCAUAGUUUAAAAUUGUUUUGUGUCCGAUAGACUAUAUUUUGGUAUUUCAUAUAAAAUACUGAACUAAAAA